UUCUGGCUGCUCUGUGGUUCUGCAUGUUACGGGAGCACUGGUGGCUCUGGACCUGCUGUACUGUGAAGUACUGAAGGAUUCCUUUCUUUCUCGACCCGUUUUGCAUGACACCACCGUUAUUUCUGUUUCUUACCUUGGCCGCUUUGCUCUCCUAGCAGAGCACGUUUACAGAUUACAGGCCCCAGCUCUGGGCUCCGAUCACGCAUUCUUUCAGCAGCUGCGCUGCAGACGAGACAGACAACACGGAAUGUAUCGCUUGCUUCAUGUCGGGUUUGCACAGCGGGGUCUUUUUCCAGACCAGCUGAACCGUAUUUCGAUGGAACCACCCAGCACCGCCCGACCCGCGGCUCCCACCGCCGGCCACGAGGGGGCAGCAGCGCCGCGCCCGGCGCCUCCCUCCCCUCCCACCGCCCCGCAGAGCGGCCGCUUCCGGCCCACGUGGGGCGCUCGGGCACAUGGCCGCGGGCUCCUCCGGCCUCUUGGGUGGGUCCCUGCCGGUGCAAGGCUCCCCCGGAGCGGCUUAUCUCCCUGCCUGGGGCCGAGCGCCGCGGAGCUGCCCCUCCCCCGUCCCGGCCCUGAACGCGCUGUCCCGCAGAGCAUGGAACCUACCGAGGAUGCGGAGCGGCUCCUGAUCCAGUUCCGCGAUGAGGCCGGCGAGCCGCUGGGCUCCCCCUUCGACGUGCCCGUCAGCAUCACGCCGGACAAGCUGCAGCUGGUGUGCAACGCGCUGCUGCAGCAGGACGAGCCGGUGCCUUUGGCCUUUUUCUUCCACGAUGCUGAGAUCGUCGUUUCACUGGAGAAGACCUUGGCAGGGCAGGCAGUGGAGACGGAGAAGGUUCUCGACAUCAUCUACCAGCCUCAGGCCGUGUUCAGGGUGCGGGCGGUGACGCGCUGCACCAGCUCCCUGGAGGGUCACACUGAGGCCGUCAUCUCCGUCGCCUUCAGCCCCACGGGAAAGUACCUGGCGAGUGGCUCUGGGGAUACCACCGUCCGCUUCUGGGACCUCAGCACAGAGACACCGCAGUUCACGGCCAAAGGUCACAGACACUGGGUGCUCAGCAUCGCCUGGUCACCUGAUGGCAAGAAACUGGCCUCGGGCUGCAAGAACAGCCAGAUAUUUCUCUGGGACCCAGCCACCGGCAAUCAGAUCGGCCGCGUUCUCACUGGCCAUUCCAAAUGGAUCACGUGUCUGUGCUGGGAGCCACUCCACAUAAACCCAGAGUGCCGCUACCUGGCCAGUGCUUCCAAGGACGGCAGCAUCCGCAUCUGGGACACGCUGAUGGGCAGGUGUGACAAAAUCCUCACGGGCCACACGCAGUCAGUGACUUGUGUGAAGUGGGGCGGCGAUGGUUUGCUCUACUCCUCCUCCCAAGACAGAACUAUCAAAGUGUGGAGAAGCCAGGAUGGUGUCCUCUGCCGCACCUUGCAAGGCCACGCUCACUGGGUGAACACCAUGGCCCUUAGCACUGAUUACGUUCUCCGCACUGGUGCCUUUGAACCUGCUGAAGCCACCAUCAACCCACAGGAUAUGAGUGGCUCCUUGGCAGAACUGAAGGACAAGGCACAGCAGAGGUAUGAUAAAGUCAGGGGCCAGGGACCAGAACGACUUGUCUCAGGUUCAGAUGAUUUCACCCUGUUUCUUUGGAGGCCAGCAGAAGACAAAAAGCCACUGGAGAGAAUGACAGGUCACCAGGCAUUGAUAAACCAAGUCCUCUUCUCACCAGACACCCGGAUAAUAGCCAGUGCUUCCUUUGACAAAUCAAUAAAGCUCUGGGAGGGCAGGACAGGAAAGUACCUGACAUCACUGAGAGGGCACGUCUCAGCCGUAUAUCAGAUUGCCUGGUCAGCCGACAGCCGCUUGCUGGUAAGUGGGAGCAGCGACAGCACGCUGAAGGUCUGGAAUGCUGAGACGAAGAAACUGGCCAUUGAUCUUCCUGGCCAUGCAGAUGAGGUUUUUGCAACAGAUUGGAGCCCCGACGGACAGAGGGUAGCGAGUGGAGGGAAGGAUAAGUGUUUACGGAUAUGGCGUAGAUAGGAGCAGCAACACGAAGCCACCAGCACUGUGCUAAGCUGGCCUGCCCGUUGACUCAGUCUGCCUGGGAGAUCUGCAAGGCAGCGGACAACAUGAACACGUCUCGUUGUUCCUGUCAGCUGCUAUCCCUCAUGGACUCUUUCCUUAUAUUUAUUUAAGGAAAUUUUAAUUUCUGUUCUUAGCAAGAGCUGUGCUUUGCAGGAUCAUUUUCCUCUGAGCAUUACAAAAAGGAUAUCUCAUCUGCCUCCAUCUCAACUCCUUUUUAUUGAAAUUUCAGCCUUGUAGUAGCCUCACCCUUUGAAAAGGAAAAGCAUAGGGUGGGGAUAUGUCAUGCUCUUCCUUCCCAUGUGAAGAAUCCUGCAUGCAAGAUGGCUUUUAGUGGGAACAGAAAGGGCUGUCCUUGCGUGACCUUCAGAGGGGGUGAAGAGGAGGAAAAUACACCACAUCAUUACAGUGCAGACUUGAGCUCGGCUGCAUGCCUGGGACAAAGAUCUGCUGAGAACAUGGUCUCAGGGCUUCUCAUUAUUCCAGUAAGGUUUUGCCUUUCCACACGGCCUGUUUACUUGUGAGCUGUGCCAAGCAUUAUCUGACAGUGAUUCUCCACAUCCACAGCAGUAACUCAUUCACCCAUCCAUUCAGGCCUGAGUGCAACAGGCAUCAGCUUCAAAUUGCUCCAAGAGCUGCAUGGAGUUUUCAGGUCUCAGUGGCUCUUGGAAAUGCAAAAUGGAAUCACUCGUGCCUUUGAAUAGGGUGCUCUUUCCCUUCCCUUCUGACUUGGGGAAGAAGGGGUGGGGAGGGGGAAAGAUGGGGCAGCAUGUUGGGUUUUGUAUGGCCCUUGCCCUGGAUACGAGCUGACAGCAGGGCUGGGGCUGUCUCAGUAAAUGGCAAAACUUACACUGCACAGAGUUGGCUCUGGAAUUUCUCAAGUGUAUUUAUUUGCCCAGUGGGUAAGAGGAAUUCACUCUAUCAGUAAUAAAUUUGUAAGCUUGCCUGUGA
Coturnix japonica (Japanese quail) is the source of this 3028-nucleotide messenger RNA. RefSeq names its product notchless homolog 1 (gene NLE1). Gene Ontology annotation, cellular component: nucleolus. Gene Ontology annotation, biological process: ribosomal large subunit assembly; Notch signaling pathway. NCBI's taxonomy places the organism in Eukaryota, Metazoa, Chordata, Aves, Galliformes, Phasianidae. Gene Ontology annotation, molecular function: protein binding. The record is from RefSeq and is a predicted model, not a curated record.